Molecule: messenger RNA, 5116 nt
Organism: Felis catus (domestic cat)
Lineage: Eukaryota; Metazoa; Chordata; Mammalia; Carnivora; Felidae
Gene: IGSF9
Product: immunoglobulin superfamily member 9
Exons: 20
Coding region: 1307-4828 (1173 amino acids)
Biological process (GO): cell-cell adhesion
Molecular function (GO): protein binding
Source: RefSeq, a predicted model, not a curated record
GGACUGGGAGGCCGGGAGCGGGGUGGAGGCCAGAGCAGAGUCCGCUUGGAUCUGCGGGGCCCAAGGCCGCAGCAGUCCCGCCCCCAGCCCACUGUGACCACCCUCUGGGGCCCACAGGAGUUCCUACCCUGCGCACCCCAGGGCUCACUUUGUACUCACUAGGGACUGGCAGACUUCCGGCUUCAGGGACCAUGCCUCUAGGGCUGGGGAAGGGAAAGCCUGGCAAAGUCUGGGCCCUGAGGACACUGGAGGAGAGCGAAUGGGAAGCUUUGGGGUGAGGCACUCGGGUCGUGCUGUCUGGCGGAGCGAGGGCUGCUUGGCAGCAUCAUGAAGGGAAAGUGGUGCCAGCUGCCUGUCCCGGGACCUGCCCAGGCCUGGAGGGUGCCGUCCCGGCCCCCAAUUCCAGCAGGUGGGGGAGGCAUCUCCUCUCCCCGCUGCCUGACUCAGUCACUGCUAAAGCAGUGUUGGGAGGCUGAGUGGAGAAAGAGAUACGGCGUCCCUCCCCAGCUUCCAGGAGUCACAGAGGCUGGGGAGGUGGGCAAGGGAUUGUGUGCGUGGGUUCCCUGGGGGCCGCUUUCUGAGGGUUCCCGCCCAGGUUUUGCCCUUCACUGGCUCUGUGCUCCUGAGCAAGCCCUGAGCAGGGUCCUCAUUUGUCACUGUGGGGUGAAGGAGUAAUCCUGGUUCUCCCUGGCGAUCUGCUACUUGUUAUCAGCAUCAGGACUAGGGAAAGAACAGAGAAGAGGCUGAGCCAUGGGGACCCUUCAUCUCCCAUUUUCUGACAAAUCUUUUUCCAAGCUCAGCUUUCCGGGCACGUCAGUAACCCGGGUUUCCCCAGAAUGCUCUUCAGAUCUUUCCAACUCCUCUGCCCCACCCUCCCCGUGUCCUCCCCUGUCAGGUCUCCCCACCCAGCGCUCCCUGGUUCUCCCAGAGCCCCCACCCCGGCCCUUAUCCCCCAGGGCGGCAAGACCUCUGGUGUCUUCGUCCCUCCCCUGCUUCUCUGCUCUCCUCUCUCUUCGUUUGCUCUCCUCCUGGCCUGUCUCUGACGGUGGGGUUUCUUCUGGUUCCCAGUAUUGGCCCACUCGGCAUGUUGCCUUGCGUUUUGUGUUUAGAUCUGGUGGUGCUCCAGGGAGCGGCUGCAUCAGGUGUUACGUGAGCCAAGCCCUAACCGUGCAGAAGAGUGAGAGCUGAAACCUGCUACCGGAUCAGAAGGCAUCCCUCCCGGGGCUUGCUGGGCUGUGGACACCUCCCGGGCCCCUCCGUCUGGGCCCCGUGGAUAGGAGGGGCCGGCCGAGCAGGCAGCUGGGCUAUGGUUUGCUGCCUCGGUCUGGCCGUCCUCAGCCUGGUCAUCAGCCAGGGGGCUGACGGUCGAGGGAAGCCUGAGGUGGGGUCAGUGGUGGGCCGGGCUGGCGACAGUGCGGUGCUGGGCUGUGACCUGCUGCCCCCGGCUGGCCGGCCCCCGCUACAUGUCAUCGAGUGGCUGCGCUUUGGAUUCCUGCUCCCCAUCUUCAUCCAGUUCGGCCUCUACUCUCCCAGAAUUGACCCCGAUUACGUGGGGCGAGUCCGGCUGCAGAAGGGGGCAUCUCUCCGGAUUGAGGGGCUCCGAGCGGAAGACCAGGGCUGGUACGAGUGCCGAGUGCUCUUCCUGGACAAGCACAGCCCUGAGGACGACUCUGUUAACGGCUCCUGGGUGCACCUUACAGUCAAUUCACCCCCUCAAUUCCUGGAGACCCCUCCCCAGGUGCUGGAAGUUCAGGAACUGGAGCCUGUGACCCUGCGUUGUGUGGCCCGUGGCAGCCCACAGCCUCAUGUGACUUGGAAGCUCCGAGGACAGGAUCUUGGCCAGGGCCAGGGCCAGGUGCAAGUGCAGAAUGGGACGCUGUGGAUCCGGCGGGUGGAACGCCGCAGCUCUGGGGUCUACACCUGUCAAGCCUCCAGCACCGAGGGCAGUGCCUCCCACGCCACCCAGCUGCUGGUGCUAGGCCCCCCGGUCAUCGUGGUGCCCCCCAAGAACAGCACGGUCAAUGCCUCCCAGGAUGUUUCCUUGGCCUGCCGGGCUGAGGCGUACCCCACCAACCUCACUUAUAGCUGGUUCCAGGACAGCGUCAACGUGUUCCACGUUAGCCGCCUGCAGCCCCGAGUGCGGAUCCUGGUAGACGGGAGCCUGCGGCUGCUGGCCGCCCAGCCGGACGAUGCGGGCCGCUACACCUGCGUGCCCAGCAACGGCCUCCGGCGCCCGCCCUCGGCCUCUGCCUACCUCACUGUGCUCUACCCAGCGCAGGUGACAGUGAUGCCUCCUGAGACCCCCCUGCCCGUAGGCAUGCGGGGGGUGAUCCGGUGCCCGGUCCGCGCCAACCCCCCACUGCUCUUCGUCAGCUGGACCAAGGAUGGGCAGGCCCUGCAGCUGGAUAAGCUCCCUGGCUGGUCCCAGGGCCCCGAGGGCUCCCUGAUCAUCGCCCUGGGGAACGAGGAUGCCCUGGGAGAAUACUCCUGCACCCCCUACAACAGUCUCGGUACUGCAGGGCCCUCCCCGGUGACCCGCGUGCUGCUCAAGGCUCCCCCAGCUUUUCUAGAACGACCUAAGGAAGAAUAUUUCCAAGAAGUAGGGCGGGAGCUACUCAUCCCCUGCUCUGCCCAGGGAGACCCCCCUCCUGCUAUCUCUUGGGCCAAGGUGGGCCGGGGGCCGCAGGGCCAGGCCCAGGUGGGCAGCAACAGUAGCCUCAUCCUGCGACCGCUGACCAAGGAGGCCCAUGGGCGCUGGGAGUGCACCGCUAGCAAUGCUGUGGCCCGAGUGGCCGCCUCCACACAUGUCUACGUGCUGGGCACCAGCCCACACGUUGUCACCAAUGUGUCCGUGGUGCCUUUGCCCAAGGGUGCCAAUGUCUCCUGGGAGCCCGGCUUUGAUGGUGGCUAUCUGCAGAGAUUCAGUGUCUGGUAUACCCCACUGGCCAAGCGUCCUGACCGAACCCACCACGACUGGGUGUCGCUGGCAGUGCCAGUGGGGGCUGCUUACCUCCUGGUGCUGGGGCUGCAGCCCCAUAUCCAGUACCAGUUCAGCGUCCUAGCUCAGAACAAGCUGGGGAGUGGGCCCUUCAGUGAGAUCGUCUUGUCUGCCCCCGAGGCUGCCCCCAGUCUUCCGCCCACUGAGAUGUCACCUGCCCUGUCACCUCCCCGAGGCCUGGUGGCAGUGAGGACACCCCGGGGGGUGCUCCUGCAUUGGGAUCCCCCAGAACUGGUCCCUAAAACACUGGAUGGCUAUGUCCUGGAGGGGCGGCAAGGCUCCCAGGGCUGGGAGGUGCUAGACCGGGCCGUGGCAGGCACAGAAAUGCAGCUGCUGGUACCUGGACUCAUCAAGGACGUUCUGUACGAGUUCCGCCUCGUGGCCCUCGCAGGCAGCUAUGUCAGCGAUCCGAGCAACACGGCCAACGUGUCCACUUCCGGCCUGGAGGUGUACCCCUCCCGCACGCAGCUGCCAGGCCUCCUGCCCCAGCCGGUCCUGGCCGGCGUGGUGGGCGGGGUCUGCUUCCUGGGCGUGGCUGUCCUCGUGAGCGUCCUGGCCGCCUGCCUGACCAACCGGCGCAGGGCAGCCCGCCGCCGCCGCAAGCGCCUCCGCCAAGAUGCGCCUCUUAUCUUCUCCCCGCCCGGGAAGUCAGCUCCGCACUCUGCCCCGGGUUCGGGCAGUCCUGACAGCGUGGCAAAGCUGAAGCUCCAGGGCUCCCCGGUUCCCAGCCUGCGCCAGAGUCUGCUCUGGGGGGAGCCCGCUGGUCCCCCCAGCCCCCCUCCGGAUCCUCCACCUAGCCGGGGCCCCUUACCCCUGGAGCCCAUUUGCCGGGGACCAGACGGCCGCUUUGUGAUGGGACCCAGCGCCGGGACCCCCCAAGAAAGGUCAGGCUCUGAACGAGCUGAACCUCGGACCCCAUCCCAGCACCAGGCCAGGUCCUAUGACUGCAGCAGCAGCAGCCCCAGUGGGAUGCCCCAGCCCCUCUGCAUUGCAGACAUCAGCCCUGUGGGGCCCCCUCCCGAGGCCCCGCCCAGUCCUCUGCCUGGUCCAGGACCCCUGCUUCAGUACCUGAGCCUGCCCUUCUUCCGGGAGAUGAAUGUGGACGGGGACUGGCCCCCUUUCGAGGAGCCCGGGCCUGCUCCACCCCCAGAUUACAUGGAUACCCGGCCCUGCCCCACCUCAUCUCUCCUUCAGCCCCUGGACUCCGCCACCGUGUCCCCCAGGGCAGCGCUUCCUGGGGCUGUGGUCGGGGCCGGGGCCACCCCAGAGCCCCUGUACACGGCACUGGCCGACUGGACACUGAGGGAACGGCUGCUGCCAAGCCUUCUCCCUGCCGCCCCUCGGGGUAGCCUCACCAGCCAGAGCAGCGGGCGGGGCAGCGCCUCGUUCCUUCGGCCCCCCUCCACAGCCCCCUCUGCGGGAGGCAGCUACCUCAGCCCUGCUCCGGGAGACACCGGCAGCUGGGCCAGUGGCCCUGAGAGGUGGCCCCGAAGGGAACACGUGGUGACAGUCAGCAAGAGGAGGAACACAUCUGUGGAUGAAAACUAUGAGUGGGACUCAGAAUUCCCCGGGGACAUGGAAUUGCUGGAGACUCUGCACCUGGGCGCGGCUGGCCCUCGACCCCGACCUGAAGCUGAGCCAGAGCUAGAUGUGAAGACUCCAGAGGAGGGUGGCCUCUUGAACGCUGCCCGUGCUUCUGGCCCCGAGGCCCGCUGUGCUGUCCUCCGGGAGGAAUUCCUAGCUUUCCGUCGCCGCCGCGAUGCCACUAGGGUCCGGCCACCGGUCUAUAGACAGCCAGUGCCCCACCCCGAACAGGCCACUCUGCUGUGAGAGCGCCUGAUAGGAGGCUGGGUGAAGGCACACAGAGCCUGCAGAGGGGAGGCCCCAGCAAGCCCUAGCUCCGGCCUGGAACACUGCUCCUGCAGCUCUGGUGGUGGUGGGCUUGGGUGGGCUUGCUAGGAGGUGUAUAUGCCGGGCCCCCGGAGUCCGGGGACUGGGACAGGGAUCUUAGAUCUGCCCGUGUGUGUGUGUGUGUGUGUGUGUGUGUGGUGACGGUGAUGGUGUUUGUGGUGUGGGUGAGGUUUUUUACAGGUGAAUAAAGAAAGUCUGACAAAUGUU